UGCGCCAAAGAAGCUUAAGUGGAAUAUUGCUUUACCUAUCCGAUUGGAGUUGUACCUGAAUUGAUCCGCUGGCACAAUCUUGUGGAAGACCUUAUUGUGAAAUCACGUGCAUCCGGCCUACCCGUAAAUAGACCCCACCCGGGCCCGGAUAUUCCAGCAUGCGUCCAUCGCUGUGGGUUCUCGCAAUAUUGGGCAGUGCUGCGGCCCAGAAUCUCUCCGUUGAAGCAUUGAACAAGAAACCUCCGCCCCCGUCGUCCUCAUCAGCUUGGCCCGCUACCUGCCCAGGCCCGAUAACACUUACCUCGACUUCGACUUGCUACGAAACGAAAUGGAGUACUACGACGUGCUACGAGACUUCAACAACAACCACUAGUAUCCACGAUACCGUCACUUGCUUCGAGACAGUCACACAAUGGAAUUCGACAACGAUCUUUGACACAACUACUAUCUGGAACGUCUCUACGGAGACGAAAGAGGUCGAUUUUACCAGCUGGUAUACCACGGAGAUAACAGUUUCAACGGAAGUCGACCAUACCAGCUGGUACACAACCGAAAAAACUGUGCCUACGUGGUAUACUACGGAGAAGACAAUUGAGACCGAAAUCGACUAUACCAGCUGGUUUACAACUGAAAAAACCGUUCCCACGUGGUACACGACGGAGAAGACGAUUGAGACCGAAAUCGACUUCACGAGCUGGUAUACAACCGAAAAGACUGUACCCACGUGGUUGACUACAGAAAUAACAGUGACCUCUACUGAGACUGAUGAUGUGACGGUUCCCACGUGGUACACCACCGAAAAGACGGUAACUUCUGUGGAAACUGAUGACUUUACGGCAAGUUUCCCUUUAUAGACCCGCGGUGUUAAACCGACCAGUCCCCUGUCCUUCUCUGCCGCCUUUUCAUCUUCUAAUGGUGCUGCGAG
Molecule: messenger RNA, 925 nt
Organism: Mytilinidion resinicola
Lineage: Eukaryota; Fungi; Ascomycota; Dothideomycetes; Mytilinidiales; Mytilinidiaceae
Exons: 5
Coding region: 159-854 (231 amino acids)
Source: RefSeq, a predicted model, not a curated record